AGGUGCUGGAGCUGGAGAAGGUACCUGCUGGGAGUUGUAGUCCACAAGGGCAACUUCCCUUUCCUUGGCAACACUGGCCAGGCGUUUAUUGCUGCCUUUGGAGGCUUCUUUCCCACUGGCUGCAAAGCCCUUCUUGCAAAGAGAGAGGCAGAAGCGGGCAGGCAUUCCCACGAGACGUGUUGACACGCAUCUGCUAUGGCUCUCUGGGGCCCCCUCCGAGUGAUUGAGGGCGAAGCUGGGGAUGAUGGGCGCUGCCUCCUCUACCUUUCCCAGGAGCCCCCUCCGAGGAUCCAGUGAGUGCCGAAAAAGAACCCCCAUAAAUAACAUCCACACUGAGGAGCUAAUCCACUUUGACGCCGCUUUAACCGCAGCUUCUGACUCUUUCCUACAGGAAACCCUGGGGCUUUGCAAUGCUUUUGCUUUGUUUUGCAGCACUCUUUGGCAGAGGAGGCUUUGCAAAACUACAAAUCCCAGGGUUCUCUUGGAUGGAGCCACAGCACUUAAAGCGGCCUCAAACUGAGUGAUCCCUGCAGUGUAGACAAGGCCAAGUAAGCCUCAUGGGAUUUGCAAAAGCUGCCAGAGACAUUUGCAAAGAGGGGGAUUCAAGGAGCAUCUCACCGACGCUUGCGACUUGUGGAGUUGUGAGAUCGCAGCGGACAAACCGGGCGGCAAUAGAAGUCUUGGCGCACCAGACCCCCACCCUGACCCUCCGCGACUCCGUGGCCACCCUGUGCUUCCAAGAUGGCGGCCAACGCUUGGCCUUUGACCUCUCCAAAGUGCCCCUCUCCGAAGCCAGGAAGCCACUCCAGGAGCUGAUGUUCGGCUUGGUGGCACGGGUUCACGCCUUGGAGGAACGCUUGCAAGAAAGAUCAGCUUCCGCAGCUCCAUCGCCGGUCAGCAGCCCAGAAAAGGCCACCUUAAGAGGCCAAAGUAUCUUUGCUCCAGAUAUAAGCCCUGCAAAGUGCAAGACCGGAGCUGGGCAAGCGUCCACCAAGAAACGGCUCCCAGGGGAAUCGCUCAUCAACCCUGGGUUCAAAAGCAAGAAGAAGCCAAAAGGAGUGGAUUUUGAAGACCCUUGACUGUGCCUCAGAUUGAUUUCCACACUGGAAUCCCAAAAGAGCCCCUUCCUGGGUUAAUUUUAAUGAGCUGCUUUUAAAAUAUUUAUUGCAUAAAUGAAUUUUUUUAGACACGAUUGCACACAGCAGAAGACAUGUGUGGCCUGUUGCUUAUUUUACAGUCAAAGUGGAUCUCAGAAGGAACGUCACAGGACGGCCUCCGUCCCUUUUAAAAAUGAACGAUGUCUGAAGCAAUAAAGCUAAUCUUAUCAGUACUUUCUUA
Molecule: messenger RNA, 1338 nt
Organism: Sceloporus undulatus (fence lizard)
Lineage: Eukaryota; Metazoa; Chordata; Lepidosauria; Squamata; Phrynosomatidae
Gene: PAXX
Product: PAXX non-homologous end joining factor
Exons: 6
Coding region: 558-1079 (173 amino acids)
Biological process (GO): double-strand break repair via nonhomologous end joining
Cellular component (GO): nucleus; nonhomologous end joining complex; site of double-strand break
Molecular function (GO): molecular adaptor activity
Source: RefSeq, a predicted model, not a curated record